Adineta ricciae is the source of this 846-nucleotide messenger RNA. The record is from the annotation of a GenBank genome assembly. Lineage: Eukaryota; Metazoa; Rotifera; Eurotatoria; Adinetida; Adinetidae.
AUGUUUUCGAAAAGUCAACAGCCACGCGUUAUUCUAGUUACUGGCUCUAAUAAGGGUAUCGGCUUCGAACUGGUGAAAAGUUUAUCGAACAGCAAUGAUGUGGUUCUACUCGGAUGUCGUAAUCCUGAACGAGGCAAUGAGGCGUUGAUUCGAUUAGAUUUACCAUCAAAUGUUCAUUGUCUUCAAUUAGAUGUGUCAUCAGAAGAAAGUAUCGUACAAGCUAAAAAUGAAAUAGAACAUAAAUAUGGUGGACAAUUGGAUAUUUUGGUUAACAAUGCUGCCUGUGGAGAUCUGGAACUAACUGUUGAUUCGGCUAGAAGAACGUUCUCGGUGAAUUAUUAUGGAAUCAAGAUGUUGAAUGAAUACUUAUUUCCGUUAAUACGAAAAAACGGUCGUAUAAUCAACGUUGCUAGUGCUUGUGGUUCUGUUGUGUUAUCCGAAGCGUCAACAUACCUUCAAGAUCAAUAUUCAUCAUCAACAUUAACUACCCGUCAACUUAAUCAACUUGUCGAAGAUUUUAUUUCUUCUGUUGGAACGAAUAAUAUUGAACAACUCGGUUACAAUCCUCAGUCACUUUAUUUAAUUUACAGCGUUUCAAAAGCAGCAGUGAUUGCUCUCACUCGAAUUGAAGCACGACAGUGGUCUUGUGCUAGAGGCAUACUUGUUCUUUCUGUUUGUCCAGGUUUCUGUGCUACGGACAUCAAUCAAAAUGCACCCGGUGGUCGACAUCCUAAACUUGGUGCUGAAUCCAUCUUAUAUCUGAUCAAUAUGCAGGAGAACAAACUAGAGAACGGUGGCUUCUACCGAGACGGUCAACAAUUAGCUCAAAUCGGCAGAAUUGACUAA